Molecule: messenger RNA, 1131 nt
Organism: Symbiodinium sp. CCMP2592
Lineage: Eukaryota; Dinophyceae; Suessiales; Symbiodiniaceae
Source: the annotation of a GenBank genome assembly
AUGGCCGAAGCCAACGUGGCCGAUGUGGCCGACGUGGAGCGUCACCGAGAAGCGAUCACUGCUGCUUUUCAUAAGUUCGAUCUCAACGGAGACGGGAAGAUCAGCGAGGCCGCGCGAGACGCGGAGCUGAAAGCAGUGCUGCAUAUCCUGGACCCUACCUUCAGCCCUGACGAUCUGGAUUCCAUCUUUGCAGAUGCGGAUCGGGCGGCCAUGAAGAUCCAGGCGGUGGCUCGAGGCCGCGCAGCCAGAAGGAAAGUGGCCGUGAAGCGUGCAUCGCGGAGGAGCGAGCUUGGACUCGCCCUUUGGCAAGUUUUUGGCUUCUCCGAGGGAAAAGGAGACGGGGGUGGGCAGAAGAAGUCGGAGGGCGGUGCGAGGGGAGAGGCCAAGGACGGCCCGGAAGCCCGGAAAGCCAGAAUGCCUGAGGUGAAGCCCAUGACCGUUGGGGAGCUUUGGGAUGGCCUGGCCCUGCGACACGGGACCAUCCGGAAGCGAGUGGAUGUUGUCGACAUCGUGUCCGGGUUCAAGUUCUGCAAGAGGACUGGACUCACAGUGGAGCUGGCUUCCUUGACGUCGCAGCCCGACAGGGAACCGGAGGAUCUUUCCCCGGAGGAGGUCAGCCACCUCUCUUUGGUGAUCCAGGGCCGCCAGACUGAUGUGGAUGACGACGAGGCGAGAAAGCAGAUCGCACUCAUCAAGGACGAGGCGAGGAAAAGCGAUUACUUCGGGCCCGUCCACGAAUCCAUGAAGGGGAAGCAUUUCAAGAACCUCGUUAAGCUGAUUUCCAGCUUGAUGCAGCUGGAUCAUGAGCUGCUUCUGGAGCACUGGUACUGGGCUGAGUUCGGCCUUUUCAUGCCGUGUGUUCCGAUCCUCGAGCUACUGCUGACCACGGUGGUCUACAGCAAGGCCCGCUUAGCUGCACUUGUGAGCAAAAAGGAGAUCGGUGACAAGUCCGGAACUGGCUUGGUCAACCAUCCGUUCCACAUCAAGGAUCUUAUGCUUCUGGCCUACAAUGGUGGGCUCAUCGGAGUUCCGGAUCGGAUUUGCAUGACGUCAGAGGAGGUGCAGGCAGUCUGGCCAGCGCUCCUCAGGCCCAGAAGCCGGUGCGGUGGCUUUGGGCCUUGGGGAUGUUAG